CGGGAGCUGCGGCCCCCACCCCCCAACCCCCCUCAGCCCCGCCAUGGGUGACGUGUUCCGGAGGGCGGAGUCGGGCACUCAGCUACUUGCACGACUUGAGGGCAGAAGUUCUCUGAAGAAUCUUGAACCCUACCUGUUUGCUGAGGAAGGAUCUCCUGUUCAUGGAGAUGUCAUUGAAUUCCAUGGCCCAGAAGGAACAGGAAAAACAGAAAUGCUUUAUCACUUAAUAGCCCGGUGCAUCAUUCCAAAAUCAGGAGGAGGACUGGAAGCAGAAGCCAUGUUCAUUGACACUGACUACCACUUUGAUCUGCUCCGUCUGGUCACCAUCCUAGAGAGCAGGUUGGCACAAAGGACAGAAGAGAUGAUAAAGCAGUGCCUGGGAAGGCUUUUUCUUGUGAACUGCAAUAGUAGCACCCACUUACUCCUCACUCUCUACUCUUUAGAAAACAUGUUUUGCACUCACCCUUCCCUCUGCCUUUUGAUUUUAGAUAGCCUGUCAGCCUUUUAUUGGAUAGACAGAAGCAAUGGAGGGGAGAGCCUUAAUUUGCAGGAGAGGAACCUGAAGAAAUGUGCAGCCUUUCUUGAGAAGCUUGUGAGAGAGCACCACUUAGUCCUCUUUGCAACAACACAGACACUUAUGCAGAAAUCUACAAACUCCACAGAAAGCCUUUUUCCUUUAAAACUUCCACAUGAAACUGAUACAGACUAUAGGCCUUACCUCUGUAAAGCAUGGCAACAAAUGGUAACCCAUAGGAUAUUUUUCUCUAAGCAAGGUAAUUCUGGCAGCAGCAAAGGUUUUACAGUAAUUUCUUGCCAUCUCAAAAGAAACCAGGUAUCAAAACGUUCAUUUAGUGUUGCAGAAUGUGGAGUUCAGUUUUAGCUUCUGUUUGUUUUUUAAAUGUGUCACAAAUUGGGGUACUUAAGGCCUGAUUGGGUCUAAGUAGUUUUUAGUACCUUUUAAACUAGUUCA
Calypte anna (Anna's hummingbird) is the source of this 970-nucleotide messenger RNA. It is a transcript of the gene XRCC2, whose product is annotated as X-ray repair cross complementing 2. The record is from RefSeq and is a predicted model, not a curated record. The transcript is spliced from 3 exons. Gene Ontology annotation, cellular component: replication fork; Rad51B-Rad51C-Rad51D-XRCC2 complex; centrosome. Gene Ontology annotation, molecular function: ATP-dependent DNA damage sensor activity; four-way junction DNA binding; ATP binding. Gene Ontology annotation, biological process: double-strand break repair via homologous recombination; DNA strand invasion. NCBI's taxonomy places the organism in Eukaryota, Metazoa, Chordata, Aves, Apodiformes, Trochilidae. Bases 44 to 880 code for a protein of 278 amino acids.